This is a messenger RNA of Scutellospora calospora, 1338 nucleotides long. Lineage: Eukaryota; Fungi; Glomeromycota; Glomeromycetes; Diversisporales; Gigasporaceae. The record is from the annotation of a GenBank genome assembly.
AUGAUAUCAUCAACUCCAUCCGUUAAUAUUCAAACCCCAUCUUUCACAAAUUUACCCGCAGCUCAAAUAUCUCAAAUAUCUCAAUCAUCAUUUGCUUCAACAUCAUCUUUCGUAAAUAUUACAACUGAUACAUUUUCUCAUAUAUCAACGACUCAAUCAGAUUUCAUUUUUGAUAAAAGUGAAGUUUCAAAAACUUGCUUAGAAAUUAAAUUGGUCGAACCAGUUAUAUUUUUUAGCAAACCUGAAGAAUCUGUAGGAUGUAUUUUAAGAGAACGAAAAAAAUUUAAAAAUGAAAUUAUUUCUCAUAAAUGGAAAUUUAUAAUUCCACCAGAAGAAAAAGAUUCAAAACGUUCAAAAUUUCUAAUUAAUCCAUUUAGAAAAAGUAAAACUUCAACAAAAUUACCUUCUGGUAUUCAUACUUUUGCUUUCGAAAAAUUCUUACCAGGCAACCUACCAGAAACGAUAAAUACCAAUUUAGGAAACGUAUCUUAUACUUUAUACGCAAAAGCUUCAAGAUCAAAAUUUUUACCAAAAUUACGUUUAAAUCAACCUAUUGAAAUUUUACGUACUAUACCUGAUCAUAUAAAUUCUCAAGGUAUUGCUGUUGCUAGAGAAUUUAAUGAUAUGUUAUCUUACGAAAUUUCUAUUCCAAAAAAAGCUUAUCCAUUAGGUCAAUCAAUUCCUAUCGAUAUGAAAAUUUGUCCUUAUAUAAAAAAACUUAUAGUAAAAGGUGUAAAAGUUGAUUUAGUUGAAAAAACUACUUGUACUUCUCCUUCAAAACCAAAAAUUACUGAUAUUAGAAUUGGUUCAACUCAAUUAUUAAAUAAUUUUGGUGAAAAUCGUUUAAUUGAUGAUCAUGAAGAAGGUGAUGUUGGAAAUAUUACUUAUCAUCAAACUAUGAAUUUAAAUUUACCAAAAUGUGAUGCUCCACUUCAUUAUUCUUGUAAUACUCCAUUAAUUACUAUAGCUCAUGAUUUAAAAUUCGCUUUUAAUUUAUCACUUCCUCAAGAUCCUCCAAAAAAAGCUGAACUUAAAAUUAGUUUACCAAUAACUAUAUUAUCUUGUAGAGCUGUAGAUGAUUAUGUAGUUUUACCUAGUUAUGAAGAUGAUAGUUAUUAUUGUCCUUGUGAUCCUGAAUAUUUAAGAAUGGCAAGAUUAGUACUUGGUGAAAAUAAUGUUGGAAGUAGAAUGGAAAAUUAUUGUAAUUUUAGUAAACAUAAUCAUAGUUGUCAAUUUUUAAAUAUAAUACCUGGAAUAAGAAGUAAUUUUAGAGAUCCUCCUACUUAUGAAGCUUCUAUUACUGAAAGUUUUGAUUCAAGAGGUAAUACUAUGUAUUAA